AGGAUAGUUCUCAUUCUUUCUUUUGCCAGACAUGCGUUCGUUUAUUGGUGUACCUCUUAUUUCCUUGGGCUGGAAGACAGUGAAACAACCAGUAUAUGUUGUAGAUGUAUCAAAAGGAAUUAUUAAUGCAGUUAAGGAUCCAGAUGCCAAAGGGAAAACCUUUGCUUUCGUUGGGCCAAAUCGGUACCUCCUCUUUGACCUGGUGCAGUAUAUCUUUGCCAUGGCUCACAGGCCCUUCCUCCCAUACCCCUUGCCACGUUUUGCCUAUCGAUUAGUAGCAAGAGUCUUUGAAAUGAGCCCAUUCGAGCCCUGGACAACAAGGGAUAAAGUGGAGCGGAUUCACAUCACAGACAUGAUACUGCCUCACCUGCCCGGCUUAGAAGACCUUGGUAUUCAGGUAACACCGCUGGAACUCAAGGCCAUUGAGGUGCUGCGGCGUCAUCGCACUUACCGCUGGCUG
Messenger RNA from Propithecus coquereli (Coquerel's sifaka), 460 nucleotides. RefSeq names its product NADH dehydrogenase (ubiquinone) 1 alpha subcomplex, 9, 39kDa (gene NDUFA9). Gene Ontology annotation, cellular component: mitochondrion. The transcript is spliced from 5 exons. Lineage: Eukaryota; Metazoa; Chordata; Mammalia; Primates; Indriidae. Gene Ontology annotation, molecular function: protein-containing complex binding. The record is from RefSeq and is a predicted model, not a curated record. The annotation marks the transcript as partial.